GGAGGAAGCGAUGAAUCAAAUUCAUAUGGCGGUGUGAUUGAACCAAAAGUGUAAACAUAUGGCGUUUGAGCAUUUAAAUUCAUGAAUCAAGCGGUGUGAUUGAUGGCGAUUUGAUUUCCGACCACCGAAGAAAAGAAGCACGAAUUCCCCAAAUAACCGUUAUCUGCAAAAAAUCCCAUUAAAUCUCUGGUUCGAAAGCUUCAUUUCAGCUUCUCGAGGAUUGGUGAAUCAGUGUCAUGUCCUCCGGAAUCUCGAGGGAUAUGAAUGUAUCAGCCGAUUAUGUUAGACCAGAUUUAUUCCAGUUUUACAUUCAGGGGGUAGCGGAGCUGCUUUCCGGCGAUGAUUUUUCUCCAUUUUCUUGUCGGGUAGUUGGAACAACGAAUGGGAGUUUUAGGGAUAAGGAGUUGCUACCAAAGAAGGAGGAGGAGGAAGGUGGAUGUGAUGAGAAAACCGAUUUCGUUGGUUUUGGUUCUUUAUUUCGUAAUGCUGCAGGAGAUGGACUUUCGGGUUUCAAGAAAGCGAAAUUGUUGGCAAUGCUUCGCCAAAGCGUUGUUGCUCUAACACGGGAAGUGGACGAGAUGUUGGAUCCCGUGUUUUCCAUGCAUCGUUUGAGAGGUCUUAUGGCACCCACAAAGAGUAGUGCAAGAUAUCAAGAUCCUAACAGCAAGGAUGAGAAUGAAAGUCGUGCACUUAAGAGACUCAAAGUUCCGUCUUCUUCAUCUUCGAUAAACGAACCUCUGAUUGUUAGUCCUGUCAGCUGUAAUCUUACGGGGGAGGGUUCACAAAAUGAACGGAAGGGUGUGGUGGCUAAACCAGGUAAAUCGUUAACCGGGUGUUCCACUAUCGGGUGUGCAAAGUUUUCUAAAACGGAUAUGUAUCCCGAAAAAAGUAAUCUCGAUGAACCUAAGUUCGUUUGUGACGAUUGUUUAAAACAAGCAAAAGGGUCUUUAAAUUAUAUGGACGUGAAUGAGUCGUUUUUUGGAUCAAGUUCAAGAGACGAUAAAGGAAACGGAGAGGUUAAUGAUGAUUUGCAAGUCCUCUUGGUAAACCGAGGUCCAAAGGUUGAAGAAAAGAUGGAGAAACAUUCGGCUGAAUUAUCUGCAACGCUUGAUCGGAUGCAGGAGAAACUCGAAGAGCUUCUUGAUAUCGUCAUUUCCAGUUGCAGGCCAAUGACACUUGCGGAAAAGCUUCAGCUACGGAGAUUGAUCGAGAAUCUGCCUACAAAAAACCUGGAUCGGGUCGUUGAAAUCAUACAACUUGGAAAACGUUCCGGAAGCCAAUCUAGUGAUCAUAUGACCGUCGAUCUGCAACACGAGGAUAAUUUAACGUUGUGGAGAUUAUAUUUUUAUGUUAAAGCAGUCGAAAAUGCUCGAAAACUUUUGGUUUAGCCGAGGUUUAACCGUAGUAUUUAUGUAAGAAGAAACAAGAUCCUUAAUCCUAAGAGCAUCCAUAAUGUAGUGGCUUAUAAAAACCUCCUUUUUGCACUUUUUUUUGGCCACAUCAAUAUCAAUGCCAACUCAACAAACUAAGAACCUCCAUAGGAUGCUAAGGUGAGAGCAGAAAAUGUGUACAUACAUGUAACAACAGAAGAUGGUGUGGAUCAUCAAAACCACUACUAAUUUUUGGCCAGUAGUACGAGUACC
Cynara cardunculus var. scolymus (artichoke) is the source of this 1643-nucleotide messenger RNA. RefSeq lists its product as uncharacterized. The record is from RefSeq and is a predicted model, not a curated record. Lineage: Eukaryota; Viridiplantae; Streptophyta; Magnoliopsida; Asterales; Asteraceae. Bases 237 to 1388 code for a protein of 383 amino acids. The transcript is spliced from 9 exons.